Messenger RNA from Aureococcus anophagefferens, 1158 nucleotides. RefSeq lists its product as hypothetical. The transcript has 5 exons. The record is from RefSeq and is a predicted model, not a curated record. NCBI's taxonomy places the organism in Eukaryota, Pelagophyceae, Pelagomonadales, Pelagomonadaceae. The coding region runs from base 1 to 1158 and encodes 385 amino acids.
AUGGACGGUCCAGUUUUAGACAAGGAUGGCAACAUCUCACAUCUGCGCAUUGAUUUUGACGCAAAUGAUCGCGAAAGAUUCUUAGAAAACCAGAAGGUGAUGGACCUGUUCAAAGAUCAAUUUGCUGGAUUCAAUGUUUUACUCUUCAGUCGCAAAGGAAGUAUUGAUGUUGUGUGCUACGACUAUUGCACUCUUGAAGGACCCCAUCCAUCUCUUGAUCACGUUUUCGAUUUUCAUUUAAAGAAAAAGUCCUCAAUCCGCCCCGGAACUCUAGGUCUGCGGCAGCAAAUCAGUACCUUUCACGAAUUAAUUGCGACGGACGAAAAGACCACUACCAUCCACUCUUUUGACCAAUCAGGAUAUGGAACAGUUGACAUUAUUCAAAAUACAAUCAAGAAGUGUCAGCUCUUAGCCAAAUUGAACGCAAGGCGACACAAAAUUCCACAAUGGUUGCACCACAUCAUCAACAAGCAUCCGGACUUGCCCCUGGGGACUAUCCGUUGGGAGGCCGUUGACGGGGCUGGAGAGACCGUUGGGGGAAGUGCCCCUGGCGUCCUGUGGUGCAAUGAUGCCAGUGUGGUAGAACGGAGAGCAGGUGCGGACAGCAGGAACUCCAAUUGCGCGUAUGCUGACUUUACAUCCCAUUUUACAAAUGAUCAUUCACGUGGAUUUGCGAUAAUCAAAGCCGCAUUGGCAGUAGUCUAUGUAAACAGGAUACUUGCUAUUCAGUCUCCCCUCUCGGACAUAAGUCAAAGCUGGAGCCGCGAUGACAGCGACGGCGACGUUGGGUCCGGGAGAGGAGAAAUCCAUCCCAGUUCGCCAUGGUCACUCCUGAGGGGAAGCUGGAGGUCUUCAUGUCGGAGGCGGCGCUGCGCACGGAGGCGCACCAAAGGACGCGCCAGCGAGGCCUGGUGCAUGUGGAUGCGGCGGCGGGAGAUUAUAGCUCGGAAGAUAGUCGACGAGGAGGAGAAGCGGCGCGAGGCCAGUGGCUACUUUGAGGUGAGGUCCAAUGUAUUCAAUUUGAGUGUAAGCGAAAAUGGAUUUAUAAGAAAGGGGAUAAGAAGAGUUGGUCAUUACCGGAGAAAGCACGGUCGUAAGAACUACACGGCAAGGAGUGCUUAUCUCGGUUCGGAGGUGGUUCAGGCUAGCUCGACAUAG